Diabrotica virgifera virgifera (western corn rootworm) is the source of this 931-nucleotide messenger RNA. Its product is annotated as 15-hydroxyprostaglandin dehydrogenase [NAD(+)]. The record is from RefSeq and is a predicted model, not a curated record. Gene Ontology annotation, molecular function: oxidoreductase activity, acting on the CH-OH group of donors, NAD or NADP as acceptor. Bases 59 to 868 code for a protein of 269 amino acids. NCBI's taxonomy places the organism in Eukaryota, Metazoa, Arthropoda, Insecta, Coleoptera, Chrysomelidae. Gene Ontology annotation, cellular component: cytoplasm. The transcript is spliced from 5 exons.
UAAAAAAUGUUUCUUAACUUAAUACACUUAGUUUAGUGUUUGAGUGCAAAAAUUAAAAAUGGUGUUUAAUUUAAAAAAUAAAGUUGCCAUAGUCACCGGUGGAGCUGAUGGUAUAGGUUUGGCUCUGGUAAAACAAUUGCUAAUCAAUGAAAUUAAGGGAGUAGUAAUUGCCGAUAUAAAUGCAGAAAAUGGUAAAAUUAAGUCAAAAGAACUUGGAGAUGAAUAUGGUUCAGAUAGAGUAGUUUUUGUUGAAUUGGACGUAACAGAUUUGAAAGCAUUCGAGAAUGCGUUUGAUGUGGCUCUAAAGCAUUUUAAAAAUGUCGAUAUUCUUAUUAACAAUGCAGGAGUUGGACACGAUAGACAAUGGGAAAGGGAAGUUGAUAUAAAUUUGAAGGGAACCAUAAAUGGCAUGGUCUUGGGAAUUGAAAACUACUUAAAAAACCACAAACAAGGAGACGAGGCCGUGAUAAUGAACUUGUCAUCAAUUAGUGUUCUACAACCUGUUCCUAUAUUUCCAGUAUACGUUGGAACGAAGCACGCAAUUGUCGGCUUGACAAGGAAUUGGGGCCAUCACUUACAUUAUGAUCGAACCAAAGUUAGAGUUGUUGCCAUUUGCCCAGGAGCUACUGAUACUUCCCUUCUUAGAACAGAUGUAUCAAAAUUGUGUUUUAAUGAAGAUUAUCGAUAUAUGCAUCAACAGGUGAUCGAGAACUUUGAUGUACAAAGUGCUAAUCAUGUUGCCAGAGAAGCCAUGAAAGUUCUAGAAAAAGCUGAGAGUGGCACUGUGUGGGUCAUCGAAAACAGUCAACCGCCAUAUGAAUAUAAAGCUCCAGACUGCGAAGAAUUUAAAAAGAAUACAUUAGUAUAGUAAACAUGUAUAGAAUAAAAAUACCUAUAUAAAACUAAUAAAAAUUGUAUUAACACUCCCCAA